This is a messenger RNA of Calliphora vicina (urban bluebottle blowfly), 1002 nucleotides long. RefSeq lists its product as uncharacterized. The coding region runs from base 104 to 889 and encodes 261 amino acids. The record is from RefSeq and is a predicted model, not a curated record. The transcript has 4 exons. Lineage: Eukaryota; Metazoa; Arthropoda; Insecta; Diptera; Calliphoridae.
GCAAUACGGUUUCAAGUUUUAGAUACGAACAAUUUUAUUAUUUCAUAAUUAAGAAACAACUAAAAUUGCAAACAUUUAAUUGCAUAAAAAAAAUUCAUACAAAAUGUGGCAAAUUCAAAAUAUAAUAAUUAUGUUAAGCUUCAAUAUGUUGCUGAUUUAUGCUGGUGAUUCAGCGGAAUUAUCAGCUCCAAAUAAUGUAUCAACCUUCGUGGACAUUCCUACCUGCAAUGAUAAGGAUGCCAAUAUUAAUGAUUGUCUGCUCAAGGUUUUUGCCGAAAUGAUACCACGUUCCAAAGAUGGCAUACCCGAAAUCAAUGUACCGCCCAUGGAUCCCUUUGUCAUUAACAAAACCAGCUACAUUUUCUCACAUCCCAUUGUGCAGGGCAAAGUGUCGGUACGCAAUCUAAAGCUACAUGGCUUAAGCAAAGUGAUCACCAAGAGUUUGGACUAUAAACGUGAGGGAGAUCAGGUGACCUUAAAGGUUAAAUCUCAUAUACCAGAAAUGUUUGUGGAGGGCAUGUAUAGGGCCAAAAUAAAAGUGAAUGCAGCCAAUAUAUCGUCAAAGGGACCGUUUAAUGUGACAAUGACCAACAUCGACGUUGACUUUCACACCACCUCCGAAUUGUAUGAUCGUGAUGGCCAUCGUUAUAUGCGUGUUAAAACGUUUAAUUUUGAUCCCACCCUGGGCAAUAUGAAGUUUUAUGCUGAGGGCUUAUUACCCGAACCUUUACUAAAUGAUGCCAUUAUUGAGUUUCUUAAUCAAAAUUGGCGCACCAUUUACAAGUCUUUGAUACCCGAAACUCGGGCGGCCUGGGAGCCGGAAUUCGUUAAACUGGCUAAUGAGUAUUUCUCUCAUCUUAUAGUGGAUGCUGUUUUAAAGGAGGAUUAAUGUAAAUUUUGCUAUAUAUACGAAAAUAGAGGCAAAAUUGUGUUGUAAAUAAAAGUUAAAAUUAAGUUUUAUGAUAGUUCUAGGUAAACAGUUGAAGUUUUUUGGAAAAAUAA